Molecule: messenger RNA, 3143 nt
Organism: Esox lucius (northern pike)
Lineage: Eukaryota; Metazoa; Chordata; Actinopteri; Esociformes; Esocidae
Product: neuropilin and tolloid-like protein 2
Exons: 10
Coding region: 619-2292 (557 amino acids)
Molecular function (GO): protein binding
Source: RefSeq, a predicted model, not a curated record
GCGGUGCAUGCGUAUAAGCUGCUCAUUCAAGCAAACAGCGCCCGGAGUUUAAAUGAGCCUUGUUUAGUGACAUUACUUCAUUUCUGCCGCGUACCACUCUGCACGUUUCUUGGAUACUCUGCUGUUCUAUUUCCCUGGACAGUACCACCUGCGUAUAUAAUAGCGAAUAUUGCGUUUGGAAUUACAUGACACCGUCUAGAUGGAACUAAAGGUGUAUCUACUAAAUAUCGGCAGUGGUUGAAGAAUCUUUUUGUUUUCCGCAGAGGAAAUUCUCAGUGGAUUGUUGGUUGAAUAUGGAAUUACGGCGAUAAAGAAAAGUUGGAUUUUAUAAACCGCGACGCAUUUUCUUGGAUGCAUAAAAUGGAGAGAUAAAGCGUGUAACUCCCCAAGCUUAAGGAGAGCGUAUUUGGCCACACCACACCGAGAGGAAAUGCACAGAGGGCUGCUGUUGCUGCCGCGGUCUUCGAUGCCACUCUCUCUUUACGGUAUAACGCCUGUGAGCCGUGUCCCAUUUGCGCUGGCGCUGUCUUCAUUCGGAGGUCGGUGCAGGGGGCUGCAGGAAUGACGAUGCGAGCCUGCCAAUGAGUGGGCCUUGACAGGUCGUCAGAGGACAUCAAAAUGAAACAUCAAUGCCUUCUUUACUCAGCUGUAACUGCCUGGGUACUCCUUAUUCUGAUAGAACAGGGAUUUGCUCUGGCGCAGAGAACUAAAGAGUCCAUUUCUCAGAACGAUGACAGUCCGCAUCAGAAUACUAAUGAAUGUGGCACCUGGGUCCGCAACAUCAAUGGGGGAGUCUUCACAUCCCCCAACUACCCCAACACAUACCCCCCUAACAAGGAGUGUGUUUACAUCCUGGAAGCUCUCCCCCGUCAACGAAUCCAGCUGGCCUUUGAUAGGAACUACUACAUCGAGCCUUCUUUUGAGUGCCGCUUCGAUCACAUCGAGGUACGGGACGGUCCGUUCGUCUACUCACCGAUCAUCGACCGCUUCUGCGGGCCUAAGAUCCCAGGCGCGGUCACUUCCACAGGCCGCUUUAUGUGGCUCAAAUUCACAAGCGACGAGGAGCUGGAGGGCCUUGGGUUCCGGAUUAAAUAUACCUUUAUAGCAGAUCCAGAUUUUCAUCUGCACGUGGGUGGACUGUUAAACCCUAUUCCAGAUUGUCAGUUUGAUAUUGGUGGCUUUGAUGGCGUUAUCCGCUCCGGGCAGGUAGAAGAGGAGGAUAAAGUAAAGCCUAAUGAUCCUCUGGACUGUAUCUGGACCAUCCGCGCUCCUCCUCGGGCCAAGAUUUACCUUCGGUUCCUGGAUUACCAGAUGGAGCACUCCAACGAUUGUAACAAGAACUUUGUGGCGAUAUACGACGGUAGCAGCGCCAUAGAAAACCUGAAGGCCAAGUUCUGCAGCACAGUGGCUAACGACGUCAUGCUGGAAAACGGGGUGGGCGUGGUAAGGUUGUGGGCUGACGAUACGAGCCGACUCAGCCGUUUCCACAUGCUCUUCACCUCGUUUUUUGACCCCCCGUGCAGUCUCAACUCAUUCUUUUGCCAUAGCAACAUGUGCAUCAAUAACUCCCUGGUUUGUAACGGGAUCCAGAACUGUGUCUACCCCUGGGAUGAGAACCACUGUAAAGAGAAGAAACCCAAAGGGUUAUUCCAUCAGAUCACUAAGACCCACGGCACGGUGAUUGGCGUGUCUUCAGGCGUGGUCCUUGUCCUCCUUAUCAUCUCCAUCCUGGUCCAGAUGAAACAGCCCAGGAAGAAGGUGGUAGCCCGUCGGCCGGUCUUCAACAAGGCCGGUUUCCAGGAGGUGUUCGACCCGCCCCACUAUGAGCUCUUCUCCCUCCGCGACAAGGAGAUCUCCUCCGACUUGGCCGACCUGUCGGAUGAGCUGGAGAGCUACCACAAGCUACGCCGCUCCUCCACCACAUCGCGCUGUGUCCACGAGCACCACUGCGGCUCUCAAGCCUCGAGCGGAAGCAUGAAGCAGAGUCGCACCACCCUGAGCUCCAUGGAGCUCUCGUACCACAACGACUUCUCCAAGCCCCCACCCAUGAAGACCUUCAACAGCACCUACAAGAAAAGCUGCUACGGCUACAAACAGACUCAUGACUGCGCCGAGCAGGUAAUUGAAGACCGUGUCAUGGAGGAGAUCCCCUGUGAGAUCUACGUCCGCGGGGGGGCGGCCGGGACCAGCACCGGGCCUGGGGUUUGUGGCACCCUCAGCUCUCGCAACGGGGGCCGUAACAACACGACCAUCGUGGACCCCCAGCAACGUUCAAUGUCCAUGGAUUUCUAGGGGCCGCAGGGAGAGGAGGAGGACGAAAAGGAGGAAUGGACCUCCAGACUCAUUACAUUUUUUCUUUUUUUUUUCUUUUGGUCAGUCCAAUGGUGAGGAUACUAGCAUGCAGAUUCAGCCGAUCCCCCGUAUGCACAAAACGAACUGGAAGCUACCACAGAGGGGAACAGAGACAGGUCUAAACUACUUCAGACUGUGUUUUUACAUUAAUUAUGUCAAGCACAGAUGUAUUAUGCUUCUCAUAACUUAUUUGAGUCUUUUAUUUCUGUCUGUGUACUAUAUAUUAAAACUAUAGGAUCAAGCUAUAUUUUGUUGCUGAGCUUUUAACCUGUUUAUUUGGUAUUGUUUGAUUUGAUUAAAAAAAUUGCAUAUGAUGACUAUGAUGUGAUACAGGUUACGAUUAACAAACAUACAUGCAGAUUAAAUGUUCUGGGGAAAAAAGUUUAUAAUAAAACAUUCUGAAGUGGCUGAUUUUCAUGUAGGAUAUCUAGACUGAGGAAUAUGCUUGUUCUUUGUGUGCUUUUUAACAUGGUGGGCUUGAAAUCCAUUUGGGGAUUUUGUUGUGGUCUGCAAUGCCCAUAGGACCAAGUAGAGAAGAUAAGGGAUUGGGUUAUGGAUUAGAAUAAGGAGCAGAUUACUCCAUUACUUUCUGACUGUCAACAGCUGAGACUUUAUUUAAGAAGUUGAAAUAAAAUGCUGAGUGAUGUGAUAGCAGAUGGAAAAGGUAAGAACUGAUGUGUAAAAGAAGCACGAACUGUUCCAUCAACCAGAAAGAAAUGGGCCACUUUUUAUUCUUUCAGUCACUGGUUGUAUGAUUUCAUUAACUUUGAUUAAAGGAGAACUUACUCACC